Molecule: messenger RNA, 1252 nt
Organism: Polistes canadensis
Lineage: Eukaryota; Metazoa; Arthropoda; Insecta; Hymenoptera; Vespidae
Product: palmitoyltransferase ZDHHC3
Exons: 7
Coding region: 333-1196 (287 amino acids)
Biological process (GO): peptidyl-L-cysteine S-palmitoylation; protein targeting to membrane
Cellular component (GO): Golgi apparatus; endoplasmic reticulum
Molecular function (GO): protein-cysteine S-palmitoyltransferase activity
Source: RefSeq, a predicted model, not a curated record
GAUUUAGAAAUAAAAUGGAGUAUUAUCAAAUGUUUGAUCCUUCGUCUUGUGUUACAUGCAUUUUAUUAAUAAGUGGUUGAUGGCGUUUAUAACGGUGAAAGAAAAACGAUAGUGAUCAUUAUCAUUAAUUUAUUGCUACCAUAAGGUAAACGCGUAGAAAAAGAAUGAGGGAUAAAAUCAAAUCAUCCAUUUCCUUUUGGAUCUUUAGAGAAUUUUUCAAGCAAUGAUGACAUUCAUUUGUUAGUUAUGGCUUUUUCUUCUACAUUCAAAUAUUAUAUCGGUACUUUCUUACAAGUGGAACGAAGUUUGCCGCUUUAACGAACUUUUCAAUUAUGGUUUAUGAUUACGUAGCCUUCCAUAGGGAGAAAGGUAUACAUAAUAAGUGUUGCGGUGGAAAGUUUUGGUGCAUUAAGGAUAUUUGCGGAAUUAUAUGCGCGGUUCUAACAUGGUUGCUAAUCAUUUAUGCGGAAUUUGUAGUUAUGGCUGUUAUUCUUAUCCCUUCUAUAAAUACUUUGUAUUCAGGCCUAAAUAUGGCAGUGUUUCAAUCAUUAGCAUUUUUGGCAUUUGCUUCUCAUUUAAGGACAAUGUUUACAGAUCCAGGUGCCGUACCGAAGGGUAAUGCAACGAAAAAGAUGAUACAACAAAUGGGAUUCCAAGAAGGUCAGGUUAUCUUUAAAUGUCCAAAGUGUUGUUCCAUAAAGCCGGAUAGAGCUCAUCAUUGUUCAGUUUGUCAAAGAUGUAUUAGAAAAAUGGAUCAUCAUUGUCCAUGGGUAAAUAACUGUGUCGGUGAAAAUAAUCAAAAAUAUUUUGUAUUGUUUACCUUUUACAUAGCAGGUAUAUCACUGCAGUCUCUUCUUUUGUGUAUACAACAAUUUACAACGUGUGUAAGACAAGAAUGGAGAGAAUGCUCGACAUUUAGUCCUCCCGCUACUGUCGUUCUUUUACUAUUUCUAGCAUUUGAAGCACUUUUAUUUGCCAUUUUUACAGCUGUAAUGUUGGGAUCGCAGCUACAAGCUAUUUGGAAUGAUGAAACUGGUAUAGAACAACUUAAAAAAGAGGAAGCACGAUGGGUUCGUAAUAGCAGAUGGAAAUCCAUCCAGGCCGUUUUUGGCAGAUUUUCUAUUGCUUGGUUUUCUCCUUUUACUUCGCCUCCAAAUACAAAAAAGAAAUUAGAUGCCUACUUAUAUACCGUGUAAUUGGGAUAUAUGACCGUGACACACACAAAUAUCUAAUACAUGUAAAUACAUAUAAG